Molecule: messenger RNA, 3323 nt
Organism: Cottoperca gobio
Lineage: Eukaryota; Metazoa; Chordata; Actinopteri; Perciformes; Bovichtidae
Gene: il12rb2l
Product: interleukin 12 receptor, beta 2a, like
Exons: 15
Coding region: 166-2289 (707 amino acids)
Molecular function (GO): protein binding
Source: RefSeq, a predicted model, not a curated record
GGCGGGGCAAUAUAUCUAUUCCGGCAACCCGGUUAAAACUUUAACGGACCAUUUGAACUUCACAACUAACUUUCUUUGUAAACUGUGUUUUAUAUGGCUGCGGGAUACAUGCAGACACCCUAGUAUGUCUCAUAAUGAGGCACUAGAGCCCUGGGUCCAAGUGUAAUGGCCACACCUCGAACAAGGUGGCUGCUGUCCAUCUUGCUGGUCAACCUGCCAAAUUGUUUUGCUCAAGGUCCUACUGCUGCUCCCUCUCAUCCUGAGUGCUGUAUCCCAUGUGGUGAGAUAAACAAUUGUGCAGAUAUCCACUGUAGUUGGGAUCCCAGGCUGGACCCUCAGAUCCCCACAAACUACAGCUUGCACUGGGAGCCAGAACAUACAGAGGUGGGGCAUGUGAUCAGUGGGACCAGUUUGGAUUGGAUUAUCCCUCGUGAACACUUCAAUAGUGGGAAACUUCGUGUUUGGGUCCAGGCUAAGAACCAGCUCGGUUCUGCCAAAUCUCUGGAGGUUGUGUUCAAUACAGCAGAUAUCAUCAAGCUGCCCCCUCCUAAAGUCACAUCAAGCCACCAGGAAGAAUUAGAGAUUUCCUGGAAUUCCACCUGUGAUGAGCAGCAGCUCUCUGCGGGACCGUGUGAUGUCAGAUUUCAGAGGGAGGCAGAUCAAGACUGGCUUCAGGAUGGGGAUAUAAUCCAUGGCAGCUAUACAAUCAACAGUCCCCAGGCCUGCACAAUCUAUGAAAUUCAAGUUCGUUGUUCCUGUGACAUAGGCUUGAAGAGUGACUGGAGCGCAAGCCACAGAAUACGAAGCCCAGAGACAGCCCCUGUUGGAGAGCUGGAUGUAUGGCAGGACUGUGGGAUAUCCCAGGAAAGCUCUGACUGUGUUCUGGCCUGGAAGAAACUUCCUAUAUCUGCGGCUUGCGGUGUCAUUUUGGGAUAUGAAGCCAGACUGUCUUAUAAUAAUGGCACUCUGGUGUUGGUGAAUGUGUCCGUAGCUGAGCCAAAGGACAGCUUGGUGUGUGGGGAGAUGCAAUGCCACUUCACUACCUCUCUAAAGGGUGUAUCAACAGUCAGUAUAUCUGCCUACAACGCUCAGGGUGCCACAGUGCCGUCUUAUCUCGCCAUGCCAAUACCAGGUAAAGAGAAAACAGAGCAAGCUAUUCACCUCACGAUGAAUGAAGAGAACCUCACUGUAUCCUGGGGUCUGUCCACUCAGCUCUCAGACAACCUGAAGGAAUAUGUGGUGCAAUACAAACAAGCAGGAGGUCCUCCUGGCCAAGGAUUUGAUUGGGUCAAAGUGAAGAAAAACCAAACAACAGGAUUGUUUAAAGGUCGAUAUACAAAGUACACACCCUACAAAGUGUCACUGUUCACUUUAUCGCACAGCAGAGAAGUCCAUCACCUUUCAUCAGUUAUUGGAUAUUCACUUGAAGGAUCGCCCUCCUCAGUGCCAUCAUUUCAGGUGUUCUCGAUUGCUGCUACUCAAGUGACCUUGUUUUGGAAGUCCGUUCCCCUCUCCAAGCAGAAUGGGGUGAUCCUGUACUACCAAAUAGUAGCAGACAGUAGAGUAGACGGACAAAACGUGUACAAUGUGAGUGCACCUCCAAAUACUUUUAAGCUACUACAUCUCAGUCCAGGACAGGAGUACGAGGUGCGGAUAAGAGCUGUGACUGCAGCUGGGGCUGGAGUAAAUGCCACCGCAAAGUUCAAAACGAAGCACCUCGAAGAUUUUGGACAUGUAAUAUUUCGAGUUGUGUCUGGAAUCCUUUCCUUGGUUGUAAUAUGCGUUGCUACUUUGUACUGUGCUUGUCGGGGAGAGAAAAAAGCGUGUCUGCCGUGUUUCUAUUACAAAGUGCCAGAUGCCCGCAACAGCCAAAUUUUUAGAAACAAGAACCAGAUUAAUGACCCCUGGGCUUCAACCUGCAUUCCCAUCUAUGAGCCACAUCCCAAGAUCUCUCUGUUGGAGGUUGUUGAAGUCCAGCGCUGGGCUUUCAAGUCCUCCCUGGAGAAAUCCUCCAACAAUGACAGAUUAACUAGACCAUUGGUCGGAGAUGAGUGCUCACAGAUGGACUGCAAAGAGGAUCAGAAGGAGGAGGCUGCCGCAGAGGAGUGUCCCAGGACAGACCAUAGAUAUGGAAGAGAAGAGUACAGCAAAAUGGUUGACUCAGAUGAGGAGAGGGACAGGGAGGAGGAGAACAGGGAAGACUGUUGGAGCUCAUCAGAGGAAAACCAGUCAACGUCUGGCUAUGAAAAGCACUUUAUGCCCACUGCUUGUGAAGUGCUGAAGGUGUGAUGUUUUCUCUGGUUCAUGGACAUUCAUCUCAGAUGUGUUUUAUUUUUUUAAAUAUGCAGAAGACUUUCAAUGUUGAAAUGUGAUUUUAGACGAUGACCCUGCAUCUGUUUGUUUUGUAUUUUUGUACGGUGUUCCUUUUUCUUACUUUUCCCAUGCCAGUUACAACUCAUGUGGAGCCCGCAUAUUUAUCUUACGAUGAGACUGGUCGUGAGAAUAUAAACCUAGAGUAUUAUUUCAAGAGGCAAAAAACAACAACAAAUCCAGACAGGAGCCUCAAUAUAAAGUAAAUCAGGAAUUAUUUGUCACUGACAUUGUUAGCACUUGCUCAUAUACAUGAUCAUUUGUAUAAGGAUCUCAGGAAACUGUGUGGAAUGUUAGAAAUAUAUUAGUAUAGUACAGAUAUUUAAAUUAUCCACAUGCACACACAUUAAACUUUAUAUUUUGAUAAGUAAAAGGUACAUUAGACAUACGUGCAACUGACAUUUGGUGAACAAAUAAACACUUAACAAGGGUCUGGCUACAGAGUUUCUAACUUUAGUGACAACAGAGCCAUUCUAGUGGAAUAUGGUACAAUAUGUGAUAGCACAUUUAGCAUACAGUCAUUCCACAGCCAUAAUAUUAAAGUAUUACACCUAAUAAUCAAACAUAUAAAGCCCUAUCCAACAUCAUGGCACAAAUACAGAACAACACACCAGUGUCAGAUAGUGAUCGUGUAUUAAAUGUUGAAUGUAUACAAAUGUACUGUUACUAAAUGUCUGUUGACUGACUGAGCCAUUAUACAUGUGUAACAAAUGGGUGUUCAUGGGGAUGCGUUGUUGUUAAGUACUAUGCUAAAUGAUGUCUGUGUUUUUUACUAUGUCCAAAAUGAUUGAUAGAUGCAUACAAAUUGUGUAUUAUUUCCUGUAAUAUGCCUUGACAAUGGCACUUUUUCAAUGACAAUUCUCCUUAACAUUUCCUUGUAAAUUAUAUAUUGUAUCUUUUUUUAAUUGUGUGUAUAUGUAAAUAAAUAAAUAAACUAUAAUAAGAUGACAUGA